Molecule: messenger RNA, 754 nt
Organism: Chenopodium quinoa (quinoa)
Lineage: Eukaryota; Viridiplantae; Streptophyta; Magnoliopsida; Caryophyllales; Amaranthaceae
Product: mitochondrial pyruvate carrier 1-like
Exons: 5
Coding region: 162-488 (108 amino acids)
Biological process (GO): pyruvate import into mitochondria
Cellular component (GO): mitochondrial inner membrane
Source: RefSeq, a predicted model, not a curated record
UCUUUGAUGUUUGCACUUUGCAAGGUUUUUUUUUUUUUAAAACAAUAGAAAGUAAAUUUCCAGAGAAAAAGAGGAAGACCAUUUCCCAGAUUCUCUCUCCUCAUUUCUUCUCCUGGCAUUGCUGCUCCUUCGUCAAUCUUUCAUUAACUCUUCGGCGACUCAUGGCUUCUACAUUCCGUGCAUUUUUGAACAGCCCUAUUGGCCCUAAAACAACUCAUUUCUGGGGGCCUGUUGCAAAUUGGGGAUUUGUUGUCGCUGGGCUUGUGGACAUGAAUAAACCCCCUGAAAAGAUAUCAGGCAACAUGACUUCAGCAAUGUGUGUUUACUCUGCAUUAUUCAUGAGGUUUGCAUGGAUGGUACAGCCUCGCAACUAUCUACUCCUGGCAUGCCAUGCUUCAAAUGAAACUGUGCAGCUAUACCAACUUUCCAGAUGGGCAAGGGCUAAUAGGUACUUGUCAUCAAAAAAAGAGGAAAGCACUGAACUGUGAUUUCGCCUUUUCACUAGGGUGCUGAUCUUCAUAUUUAUUUAAUGGCAUCUUGUUUGAGCGAUAUAAACAUUUGAUUGUAUACUACCUAAACACAAAUUGUUGGUGAUUGCUCCAGAAAUGUCUCAAUUUUUCCAAAAUUAUUAUGUUAAAUCUUUCACAUGGUUUGCUACUCUUUCUGGAUGGAAACAUGAUGUUACAAUAUAACUCUUGCAACAAUACAAUCAGUCUAUCACCUUUAAUAAAAAAGGUCAUGUACUAGUUUAUUA